Sinocyclocheilus grahami is the source of this 2880-nucleotide messenger RNA. RefSeq names its product semaphorin-3F-like. Gene Ontology annotation, biological process: neural crest cell migration; positive regulation of cell migration; axon guidance. Bases 366 to 2729 code for a protein of 787 amino acids. The record is from RefSeq and is a predicted model, not a curated record. NCBI's taxonomy places the organism in Eukaryota, Metazoa, Chordata, Actinopteri, Cypriniformes, Cyprinidae. Gene Ontology annotation, cellular component: plasma membrane. Gene Ontology annotation, molecular function: chemorepellent activity; semaphorin receptor binding. The transcript is spliced from 19 exons.
UUGAGGCGAGCGAAUGAGUGCGGGCUGAAGUGCGCUUGUGUUUGGAGAUAUUCAGACGGGCAGUCACGGCGCUGAAGCUGUUCAUAUCAUGUGUUGUCAUGUGGCUUUUAUGCUUCUCUAACGCGUCUUAGCUUGAUAUCCAACGGGAUUCCCAGCACUAUAAUAGAGAAGAAGAAGCACACCGCGCUCAGGUGUUCAGAGAGAUAAGGACUGGACCUCACUAUACCUGCAGGACCUGGGACAUACGAACAUAAACCAGAACUCAGACAUUUCCUGGAUUCACUCUUUGAAUUGAGCUCAAAGUUCCUUCUGGACAGUUUGGAGCAAAGCAGUGACCUCUUCAAGUGUGUCUUUCUGAAUUCAACAUGCUGUUGGGCAGUCUAUGGUCAGUCCAGGUUCUCCUGGCUCUAUCUGUUCCAACAAUGGGUUCGGACGGUGAACCUCAGAACGCCCCUCGGGUCUUUUUGUCCUUCAAAGAUCUGAGGUCUACAGGUACAUCCCAUCACUUCUCUUUCCUGUUGAACACAUCAGACUAUCGCAUCCUGCGCAUGGAUGAGGAUCACGACCGCAUGUAUGUGGGCAGCAAAGACUACAUCCUGUCUCUGGACCUCCAUGACAUCAACCGAGAACCUCUCAUAAUACACUGGCCUGUUUCCCCACAUAGGAAAACGGAGUGUGUUUUAAGUGGCAAAGACACAAACGGCGAGUGCGGUAAUUUCAUUCGUCUGAUUGAGCCAUGGAACAGGACACACUUGUACGUGUGCGGGACGGGCGCCUACAACCCAGUGUGCACUUAUGUCAACAGAGGACGCAAGCCUAUGACUGCCAUGCAUCUCCAGAUGCCCCAGACCAGAGGAAGAUCUAGUCGUGCAGCUGAACCUGAAACAGUGUUUGAUGAGACAGGACUACAGGAAUAUAUCUUCCAUCUGGAGCCCGGCAAGGAGGAUUCUGGGAAGGGAAAGUGCCCAUAUGAUCCAAAACUGAACAGUGUCUCAGCUUUGAUUAAUGGAGAAUUGUACGCAGGGGUGUAUAUUGAUUUCAUGGGGACAGACUCUGCUAUUUUCCGAACUUUGGGGAAAAACACAAUCAUGCGUACUGACCAAUACAACUCAAGAUGGCUGAAUGACCCCUCAUUUGUCCAUGUGCACCUUAUCCCUGACAGCAAUGAAAAAAACGAUGACAAACUCUAUUUUUUCUUCCGCGAGAAGUCUUCUGAGAUGGGCCAGAGCCCCAAAUCACAGUCACGCAUCAGCCGAAUCUGCCUGAACGAUGAUGGCGGUCACUGCUGCUUGGUCAACAAGUGGAGCACCUUCCUGAAAGCCCGUCUCAUCUGCUCAGUCCCAGGAGCUGAUGGGAUUGAAACACAUUUCGACGAGCUCAGGGAUGUGUACAUACAGCCUACGCAGGACACUAAAAAUCCCGUCAUCUAUGGGGUCUUCUCUGUGUCUGGCUCUGUAUUCAAAGGCUCAGCGGUCUGCGUCUACUCAAUGGCGGACAUUCGGAUGGUGUUCAAUGGACCUUUUGCUCACAAAGAAGGUCCCAAUUAUCAGUGGGUGGCCUACACUGGAAAAAUCCCCUACCCUCGUCCAGGAACAUGUCCUGGUGGGACUUUCACCCCCAACAUGAAGUCCACGAAAGACUACCCUGACGAGGUCAUCAACUUCAUGCGGAACCAUCCCACCAUGUACAAUACUGUGUAUCCGGUGCACAAGCGCCCCCUGGUGGUCAGGACCAACGUAGACUAUGAGUUCACCACCAUCACUGUGGACCAGGUGACUGCAGCCGACGGCAACUACGAAGUGCUCUUCCUGGGUACAGACAGAGGUAAAGUACAGAAGGUGAUCGUCCUGCCCAGAGAUGACCUCCAGACAGAGGAACUAGUGCUGGAGGAAGUGGAGGUCUUUCAGGUCCCUACUUCCAUCACAACUAUGAAGAUUUCUUCAAAACGGCAACAACUAUAUGUAGCAUCAGCGGUUGGUGUGACUCAUCUGGCCCUGCACAGGUGUGACGUCUAUGGCGAGGUCUGCGCAGACUGCUGUUUGGCCCGGGACCCUUAUUGUGCGUGGGACGGCAAGUCCUGCUCUCGGUACUCUGCCUCACCGAAGAGACGCAGUCGGCGACAGGAUGUGAAAUACGGAAAUCCCAUACGGCAGUGCCGAGGGUACAAUUCCAACACUAAUAAGAACACUCUGGAGACGGUGCAGUAUGGGGUAGAGGGCAGCAGCACGUUUUUGGAGUGCCAGGCCAGAUCACCCCACGCUGCCAUUAAAUGGCAUCUCCACCGGGACAACAGCGAUAGAAGGAGAGAGGUCCGUACCGAUGGGCGCGUGUUGAAGACCGAUCAAGGCUUACUACUGCGUUCCCUCCAGUCCUCAGACUCUGGCAUCUACGUCUGCACAGCCACAGAGAAGAACUUCAGGCACACCUUGGUCAAACUUCAGCUGGUGGUCUUGACCAACCAGGCCGUCAACAACAUCCUGGUGGAAACGGGCCGUCCGGCGGCUUCUUCGCUCCAAUCCAGCACCUGGACCCCCAGUGCCGGACAAUACAAAGACCUUCUGACUAUCCUCAGUCAGCCUGAGAUGGGCCUCAUAAACCAGUACUGCCAGGACUAUUGGCAGUACGGAGACCCGCUGACGGGGGUCAUCAAGGCCCAAGACCUCAAAGAGCUGAAGGAACAGAAGAAACCGCGGAAUCGCAGACAUCACGGGGAUGAAGAGGAGACAUGAGGGGGUUUCCGCCCCCUGGUCCUAUAGGAAAAACUUCUAAAAGAGUAAAACCUGGGGGAAAAAAAGAACAACUUCCAUCAAACGAAACAGAACUUUGCAAGCAACAAACGGAAUUCCCUUUUAACAGAUAGAGAUGAUAUCGUACACAGUA